AAAAAAAAAAAAAAAAAAAAAAAAAAAAGUUUCCAUAAUUUACAAUCCUUAGUUGAUGCAUACAGCUUGUUGUGAUGGUCCUUUGUUAUCCUUCUCUCAUGGCUUCCAUAUUUACUGUUUUCUUUCUACUCUCUAUAUCCUUUACAUGUGGAGGAGCUCAACCUCAACAAAAGCAAUGUAGGAAUAUAAGCCUGGGCUCUUCACUUUAUCCCCCCACCUCAUGGACUUCCCCCUCGGGCCAAUUCGCACUUGGAUUCUAUGGGCAAGGCAGUGGUUUUAUGGUUGGAAUCUGGUUGGUGGGAAUAGACAAUAUCACAGUUGUCUGGACAGCAAACCGUGAUGAUCCUCCGGUCACCUCAAAUGGGACGACACUGAAUUUAACAAAAAGUGGUAAGCUUCUUUUGACUACAGAUGAGCUAGGAAAGAAGAAUAUUAUCAGUGAUACGAUGUCGGAGUCUGCUUCUUAUGCCUGCAUGUUUGAUUCUGGGAAUUUUGUUCUCUACAACAAAAAUCAUUCCGUCAUUUGGGAGACUUUCAGCUAUCCUACUGAUACUAUUUUGGGUGGGCAGAUUCUGUCCACCGGUUUUCAACUGUUCUCUAGUUUAUCAGAGACCAACCACUCAACUGGACGGUAUCGUCUGAAGAUGCAGAUAGAUGGAAACCUUGUUCUAUACCCCGUAAACACUUUAGACAUUGCAAGUGAAGCUUACUGGGCUUCUAGAACUGAUGGAUAUAGAAAUGGGAUUGGCCUUAAAUAUCGACUUUAUCUCAGUCGUAACGGGUCUCUAGAAAUCAUCCAGAGCACUAGUAUGGACUCUGUUCAAAAUUUGGGCUCGUCAUCGGAAAGCAAUAACACCAUUUAUCGUGCUACUCUCGAUGUUAACGGAUUUUUUCGGUUGUACUCGCAUACCUUUGACAAGACUGGCAAACUACUAUCAUCAGAUAUUGAGUGGUCAGCAUUGGAGGACAAGGAGCUCUGCACGGUGAACGGUUUCUGUGGCUUCAACAGCUUUUGCACACUCAAUGACAACAAACCGUACUGUGUUUGUCUUCCUGGAACCGAUUUGGUUGACGUGAAUAAUCCAUCUCUCGGCUGUGAGAGAAACUUUUCAAAAGUAGGGUGCAGCAGCGGCAAAGAUCAUGUAGAAUCAUAUAACAUCACUACCACAGAAAAUAUGAUGUGGAAUGAUAUUCCUUACACACAUGAAUCCAUGUCAACAAAGGAAGAAUGUGGUAAGUCUUGCUUGGAAGACUGCAAUUGUGAGGCAGCACAGUUCAAUACUGAUUUGGAUUGCCGGAGACACAAGCUUCCACUGAAAUAUGUUAGAAGGGAUACAAGCAUGGAUACCGUAGCUCUCUUCAAAGUGAGCAUAAGAAGCUGGAAUGAAACUGUUCCCAUCCCAGUGAAGCCUACUCCUGUCCACGUGUUCACAAGCAAAAAGGUUAUAGUGCAAAUUCUUGUUUUAAUUUUAGCUUUUACUGCGUUCUCCUGUCUUGGUCUUGGAGUUUCAGGCCUUUACAUGUUCAAAAUUCGAGUUCUAAGGUAUAAAAGACUGAAAGAGAGUGAAACACUGGACCUGACUAAGGGGCUUACAUUAAAUUUGUAUUCAUAUGAUGAGCUCAGAAAAGCAACAAAUGGCUUCAAAGAUGAGUUAGGAAGGGGUUCCUUCGGAACAGUAUACAAAGGAGCUCUAUACAAAGGUAAAAAACUUGUUGCAGUGAAAAGACUAGAGAAAUUGGUGGAAGAAGGUGAGAGGGAGUUUCGUGCAGAGAUGCGAGCAAUAGGGAGAACUCACCACAAAAAUUUGGUUCAAUUGCUAGGCUAUUGUGCUGAGGGCUCUAAGAGACUUCUUGUCUAUGAAUUUAUGAGCAAUGGAUCCCUUGCCGAUGUUCUUUUUAAAAGUAGAAGGCGUCCAGAUUGGGAUGAAAGAGCAAGAAUAGCAUUGGAUGUUGCAAGAGGGAUUCUCUAUCUACAUGAGGAGUGUAAGACCCCUAUUAUUCAUUGUGAUAUAAAGUCCUCAAACAUUUUGAUGGAUGAUUUUUGGACUGCUAAAAUCUCCGACUUUGGCUUGGCAAAAUUGUUAAUGCCAGAUCAAACAAGGACAUUCACAAUAGUCAGAGGGACUAGAGGGUAUCUAGCACCCGAGUGGCAAAAGAACACCCCAAUAUCAGUGAAAGCAGAUGUUUAUAGCUAUGGAAUAGUGCUUUUAGAAAUUAUAUGUUGCAGGAGGAGCAUGGAAGUUAAUGUACCAAGACCUGAAGAAAUUGUUCUUUCUACUUGGGUAUAUAAAUGCUUUGUCGCUAGAGAAUUGGACAAGAUUGUGGGUGGUGAAGAAGUAGAUAAGAGUACUUUUGAGAAUAUGGUUAAGGUGGGAUUGUGGUGCAUUCAAGAUGAACCAUUUCUUCGUCCUUCCAUGAAGAGUGUUGUAUUGAUGUUAGAAGGGAUUACUGACAUAUCUAGUCCUCCAUGUCCAACUAAUACCUCCGUUUAAACUCUCUCUUGUAAGGAAAAUUUUAUAUUUAUUUUAAUUCAGUUUUUGUA
This is a messenger RNA of Quercus robur (English oak), 2542 nucleotides long. Its product is annotated as G-type lectin S-receptor-like serine/threonine-protein kinase LECRK2. The transcript has a single exon. Gene Ontology annotation, molecular function: protein serine/threonine kinase activity; ATP binding. Bases 75 to 2492 code for a protein of 805 amino acids. The record is from RefSeq and is a predicted model, not a curated record. Lineage: Eukaryota; Viridiplantae; Streptophyta; Magnoliopsida; Fagales; Fagaceae. Gene Ontology annotation, biological process: protein phosphorylation.